GAAUUGAUUAUGUAACACUGAGCAGCUUAUCCCUCAAAUCAAUUCUAAAAAAAUGACACAAGAAGAAGAAGCACAUUCUUCAAAUUUCCCUACUUUGCGGCAAAACCAAAGUUUCAAUCUUUUUUUCAUCUCUGAUUAAUUCUACAACUAUACUUUUUUUUCUUUCACUAUCAUAAUUCAUUAUUAUUCACAGUACAAUCUCUCUCUCUCUCUCUCUCUCUCUCUCUCUCUCUCUCUCUCUCUCUCUCUCUCUCUCUCUCUCUCUCUCUCUCUCUCAUCAACACAACACCACACAAGUGACACAACACAACACAACAGGGUUGUUGUUGUUUUGUUAUUGUUAGUGCCACCUUUUUUCUUUCUCUCACUUCCAAAUUUUUUGUCUUUUCAAUUUUUCCAACCUCUUUUUCUUGUUCUUUAUGUUACAAUUGUUACAAUUACUUUUUUUUUUUCUUGAGUCAUGGCUGCAAAGAAAGCCAUUGAAACAUUUUCCAAGAGUUUGAUUGAAGAAGUACACAAAUGGGGUUGUUUUAAACAAACAGGUGUUAGUUUAAGGUACAUGAUGGAGUUUGGUUCUAAACCUACUCACAAGAAUUUGUUGAUUUCUGCACAAUUUCUUCAUAAGGAACUUGCUAUUAGAAUUGCUAGAAGAGCUAUUGAACUUGAAAGACUUCCUUGUGGUUUGUCUCAAAAACCUGCUGUUUUGAAGGUAAGAGAUUGGUACUUGGAUUCGUUCCGCGAUAUUAGAUCCUUCUCUGAGAUCAAGAAUAUGAACGAUGAAAAAGAGUUCACUGAAGUGAUCAAAGCCAUAAAAGUGAGACACAACAAUGUGGUUCCUACAAUGGCUAUGGGCGUUCAGCAGUUGAAGAAAGAUAUAAAUCCAAAAAUUAUUAAUCAAGAUUUUGUUGAGAUUCAUCAGUUCCUUGAUCGUUUUUACAUGUCAAGAAUCGGAAUCCGCAUGCUUAUAGGGCAGCAUGUCGAGUUACACAAUCCGAAUCCUCGUCCUCAUGUCGUAGGUUAUAUAGAUACAAGAAUGUCUCCAGUGGAGGUAGCAAGGAAUGCCAGUGAUGACGCACGCUCUAUAUGUUGUCGUCAAUAUGGAAGUGCCCCUGAUGUUCAUAUUUAUGGUGAUCCGGAUUUUACGUUUCCGUAUGUUUCAGCUCACUUGCAUCUUAUGGUAUUUGAGUUGGUUAAGAACUCGCUGCGUGCCGUCGAAGAGCGUUAUAUGAAUUCUGACAAAGUUUCACCUCCGAUUAGAAUAAUAGUUGCUGAUGGAAUAGAGGAUGUUACCAUAAAGAUUUCGGAUGAGGGAGGCGGAAUACCAAGAAGUGGUCUGCGAAAGAUUUUUACAUAUCUGUAUAGUACUGCUAGAAAUCCAUUGGAUGAGCAUGCCGAUCUUGGGGUAGGUGAUAAUGUGACAAUGGCUGGAUAUGGAUAUGGCCUUCCUAUUAGUCGUCUAUAUGCUCGGUAUUUUGGCGGCGAUCUUCAAAUAAUCUCUAUGGAAGGAUAUGGGACUGAUGCGUAUCUACAUCUAUCUCGUUUGGGAGAUUCACAAGAACCUUUGCCUUGAAAUUAAGUCAUUUACUUUUAAGUCACACGACACAAGACUACAAGUUUUGUGGUAUAUGCAACAACAUUAAAAAAAAACAGUGUGGUAGCCGGUAGAAAAAACACAUUAAAAAAGGACCAAGUGUUGUCAAUAUUUAUCAUAUUAUAAUAACUUGAGAAAUUUCUUGUAAAUAUUUCAUACAUAAGAUUGUUUAUGGAAAAGGUCCUUGUUUUUACUUUGAA
Molecule: messenger RNA, 1791 nt
Organism: Trifolium pratense (red clover)
Lineage: Eukaryota; Viridiplantae; Streptophyta; Magnoliopsida; Fabales; Fabaceae
Product: pyruvate dehydrogenase (acetyl-transferring) kinase, mitochondrial-like
Exons: 6
Coding region: 461-1570 (369 amino acids)
Biological process (GO): protein phosphorylation; regulation of glucose metabolic process
Cellular component (GO): mitochondrion
Molecular function (GO): pyruvate dehydrogenase (acetyl-transferring) kinase activity
Source: RefSeq, a predicted model, not a curated record